Morchella sextelata is the source of this 1482-nucleotide messenger RNA. RefSeq lists its product as uncharacterized. The record is from RefSeq and is a predicted model, not a curated record. The coding region runs from base 1 to 1482 and encodes 493 amino acids. NCBI's taxonomy places the organism in Eukaryota, Fungi, Ascomycota, Pezizomycetes, Pezizales, Morchellaceae. Gene Ontology annotation, molecular function: protein binding. The transcript is spliced from 2 exons.
AUGGCGCUCGUCGAUCUAAAGCACGCUCUUGGGAUUCCGGGUCUAGCAGAAGACAAGGAACCAAAUUACAAGUUAUGGACAUCUGAGAUACCAGGAGAUAUUCGCAAGAUGUUGACACAUUGCGUUGGAGACUUUGUGGACGUUAAAGCAAGUACGAAGGUCUUUCCGGCUGUUCAAGUGAUGCACCAGACAGUCCGCGAAUUCUUCCUCCACCCUAGUAACCUCGUGCAAAAGUCUCACCUAAACGUCACUGAGCAUAAUGCUUCAGAAAUGAUACAAUUAACUUGCAUCCGCUUCCUCGAAAUUGUGUAUAAAGAAGUGAGCGGAUUUACAAUCCCGAGGCCGAGUGGUAUAUCAGCCGCCCAGAUGUGCAGGCAUAUCGAAUACCUAGAGAAAAGGCCAUUCAUCAAGUUUUCGUUGGAGUACCUGGAAGCGAAUUUGGAUGCUUUGGCACCAGAUAUAACAAGCAGACUAUCCAUUCUCCUUGAGAAAACCGAGAUUUCACUUCGCUCUCGAUCUCUCAUAACUAUGCUUUUGAAUCAACUAUUAUUACUCAACAAUAUUAAGUCUGGUGUUGAUGUCAAAAAUCACACAGAUAGAUUAAUCCUUUAUGCUGCAGAAAAGGGGUACCCUACUGCAAUCCGCAAUCUACUGGCUAUUUCCGCCACAACUAAUGUCCAAAAUAAUAGACAGGAGACCCUCCUACACGUGGCCGUAAGAGGGGGACACGAUGAAGCUACCAAUCUUGUCAUCGACUCCGGAGCUUACUUAGAAGCUCAAGAUAUUGAGGGCAGGACUGCCUUACACCAUGCCGUUCUAGGGGAACACGAGGCCAUUAUUCAAACUCUCCUUACAAACAAUGCAAAAACUGAUGCUCGUGAUAAAACGGGCCAAAACGCAGUCCAUCUAGCAGUCAUAAAUAGGCUUCAGGAUAGUCUUCGGGUUCUUCUCAUCAACAAGGCGGACAUAGAAGAGCUGAAUCGUGAAGGUUUUAAUGCACUCCAUUUAGCAGUUAUGGAUGGGCAGAAGAGUAUCGUUCAACUACUCCUUGGCAACAACGUGAACCUAAAGGCUUUGGAUGCGUCGGGUCGAAACGCACUCCAUUUAGCGGUUCGAUGUCAGGACGAGGCCAUUGUUCGCCUUCUCCUUACUCACAACGCCCACCCAGAUGCGCAGGGUUCCGAUGGUCAGACCGCACUCCAUUUAGCGGUUCUUGAUAACCACGCGGCCAUUGCUCAAUUCCUCCUUACUCACAAUGCCAACCCGCAGGCGAAGAAUUCCAUGCGUCAGACCACACUUCAUUUAGCCGUGAUUUAUGAGCGCGAGGCCAUUGUUCAACUUCUCCUUACUCACGAUGCCGACCCACAGGAGCGGAAUCUCGACGACGUCAGUGCAACGGAGCUAGCUUCUAUGAUUGAGAUUGACAGCCCCGUUUUUGAACCUCUUCCUGCCAAGGUUGAUGAUGACGCGAUGCUCUUGUGA